Molecule: messenger RNA, 1950 nt
Organism: Miscanthus lutarioriparius
Lineage: Eukaryota; Viridiplantae; Streptophyta; Magnoliopsida; Poales; Poaceae
Source: the annotation of a GenBank genome assembly
AUGGGCAAGCCUCGGCUCCUACAAGGCAAGCAAGCACUGCCUGUCUGUCUAAUCAUACCGGCCGAUUCAUCUGCUGCGCCCGCCAUUGCUGUUAGCUUGACGCUAGCUCUUGCUCAUCAUCAUCUAUCGUACCUGCUGUACGGGCCUCUGGUGGCGAAGGUGGCGCAGGCGUGGAGGGAGACGGGGAGCCUGCCGCUGGGGUCGUCGUGGUGCCUCCACCUGCUGCUCCUCCUGGCGCUCCGCUCGCUCACCUUCCAGCUCUGGUUCUCCUACGGCAACAUGCUCUUCUUCACCCGCCGCCGCCGCGUCGUCAAGGACGGCGUCGACUUCCGCCAGAUCGACGCCGAGUGGGACUGGGAUAACAUGGUGAUCCUGCAAACCCUAAUCGCGGCGACGGCGAUGGGCAGCCCGGCGUUCCCGGGCGUGUCGGAGCUCCGGGUGUGGGACCCGCGCGGGUGGGGCCUGGCCUUGCUCCUGCACGUGACCAUCUCGGAGCCAGUCUUCUACUGGGCCCACAGGGCGCUGCACCGGGGCCCGCUCUUCAGACAGUACCACGCAAAGCACCACUCGUCCCCCGUCACGCAGCCGCUCACGGCCGGGUUCGGCACGCCGCUGGAGGCGCUGCUCCUGACGCUGGCGAUGGGGGCCCCGCUGGCGGGCGCGUUCCUGGCGGGCGCCGGGUCCGUGAGCCUGGUCUACGGCUACGUCCUCCUCUUCGACUACCUCCGGUGCAUGGGGUACAGCAACGUGGAGGUCAUCUCCCACAAGGCCUUCGCCGCCUUCCCGCCGCUCAGAUACCUCAUCUACACCGCCACGUAUUUAAGCCUGCACCACAGGGAGAAGGACUGCAAUUUCUGCCUGUUUAUGCCUCUGUACGACGCCCUCGGAGGGACCAUCAACUCCGAAUCGUGGGAGCUUCAGAAACAGGUCGACCAAGGCAUGAACGACCGGGUGCCGGACUUCGUGUUCCUGGCGCACGUCGUGGACGUGGUGUCGUCGAUGCACGUGCCGUUCGCGUUCCGGUCCUGCAGCUCGCUGCCGUGGGCCACGCACCCGGUGCUGCUCCCGCUCUGGCCCGUCGCCUUCGGCUUCAUGCUCCUCCAGUGGUUCUUCUCCAAGACCUUCACCGUCAGCUUCUACUUCCUCCGAGGCCGGCUCCACCAGACGUGGAGCGUCCCCAGAUAUGGCUUCCAGUACUUCAUCCCGUCGGCGAAGAAGGGCAUCAACCGCCAGAUCGAGCUCGCCAUCCUGAGGGCAGACAAGAUGGGCGUCAAAGUCAUCAGCCUUGCUGCACUGAACAAGAACGAGGCUCUCAACGGCGGCGGCACGCUGUUCGUGAGCAAGCACCCGAACCUGAGGGUGAGGGUGGUGCACGGCAACACCCUGACGGCGGCUGUGAUCCUCAACGAGAUCCCCAGCAACGUGAGGGAGGUGUUCCUCACCGGCGCCACGUCCAAGCUCGGCAGGGCCAUCGCGCUCUACCUCUGCAGGAAGAAGAUCAGGGUCUUGAUGCUGACGCUUUCGACGGAGAGGUUCCUGAAGAUCCAGAGGGAGGCGCCGUCAGAGUUCCAGCAGUACCUCGUGCAGGUCACCAAGUAUCAGGCGGCGCAGGGCUGCAAGACAUGGAUCGUGGGCAAGUGGCUGUCGCUGCGGGAGCAGCGGUGGGCGCCGCCGAGCACGCACUUCCACCAGUUCGUGGUGCCGCCCAUCAUCGGCUUCCGCCGGGACUGCACCUACGGCAAGCUGGCCGCCAUGAGGCUGCCCAAGGACGUGCAGGGCCUCGGCUCCUGCGAGUACACGAUGGAGCGCGGGGUGGUGCACGCGUGCCACGCCGGCGGCGUGGUGCACUGCCUGGAAGGGUGGGAGCACCACGAGGUGGGCGCCAUCGACGUGGACCGGAUCGACGUCGUGUGGAAGGCGGCGCUCAAGCACGGGCUCACGCCGGCGUGA